GAUGAAGAGUUAUACUUGCUCGAAUGUGGGCAGGUGGCGAGUUUGUGAAGUGCUCAGAGCGACACCUAUAUCACUAUAGGCACUAAAAAGUACCCAUACUAUCUCAACUACAUAAAGGCAACAACUUUCUGUCAGUAAGUUGAUCGUAUAUUGCUGAUUAGUAAACAAAAAGUUAAGCUUCUUCCUCACAUGGCCUUCUUGCUGCCAUUAAUUAUUAAUAAUGUAGUGAUGAUGCAUAUGACUAUGAAAAUGGGUGUGGUUUGUAAUAUUCCCAUCCCCAUCAGGUGAUUGUUGAGUGCUUGAGCCCUUAUUUACUUGAAUUACUUCAUUAUCCUUUACUUUUGAACUGAGCUACUGUAUCAGUUAUAUUUUCUAAUUUCUACUUUCAGUUCAGUCACUUUCUGAGCUAUCACUGAUAACUUCAACAUUUCUGUUAUUUACUGUCAGGAAGAGUUCACUUUUUGCCGCAUUUCACUUACUGUCAUUGUAAGCCAGUGACCUCCAUCAAUAGGAAUCAUCAUCACCAUGCUGUCCAUUGAAGCUUGGAGAGCUGCUAUUGGCUGCUUCAGGAGUAACAGGUUUGGUACAUGUACUUCUUUCAAAUGCAGUCAAAAGCAUGAUUCCUAUAGUAAUGAUACUUUUGCUGUCUUAAUUAUUUUCCUGUUAAUGUUCCCAUUGAUUUGUGUUUUGUCUUUCCUUGGGCUUGUGGUUACAUUGUCUAAAGUAUGCGUUCAUUGUAAAUUUGCCCUGCCUGUUUGUCAUAAUUUGAGCUUUUUAGUAUGUGUGUCUUCUAUUUUGUUGAUGUUUCACUUUGAUCUCAUUCUCCUUUCUGGAGACAUUGAGGUUAACCCUGGACCUACAACAACAAGAGCCUGCCCUAAAUGCUUUGUUUUAGUUCACAUUAGAAAGUUAGCUUGUAAUUGUGGCCAUAUAUUUCGUAAGUCAAAAGUUGCAUGUGUGUCUACUGCAUCCUGUAUUAAUAAAAAAAGUUGUGGGCCUAGUCUAUUAGAUAUGCAAGAACAGCAAGGUAUUGAAAAAAGACAACAACAUAAACAUAGAAUUGCCACUAAAAGAGCCUUGGAAACCCCAGAGGAACGAGAAGAGUAUCGUAAAUCUGAUAGAUUAGCAAAAACCUUGAAAAAAAUUUCAGAAACAGAAGAGCAGGCAUUAACUAGAAAAAUGUCUAAUUUAGCUUCACAAAAGAAACGACUAGCUCUUCAAACAGAAGAGCAGGCAUUAACUAGAAAAAUGUCUAAUUUAGCUUCACAAAGGAAACGACUAGCUCUUCAAACAGAAGAGCAAGUAUUACAGAGAAAAAAGAAUAAUUUAGCUAGUCAAAAUAAAAAAAGGGCUAACGAAAGUGAAGAAGCUUUGUUAGAGAGAAAGAAAAGAGAUGCAGAGUCAGCCUCUAAACGUCGUAAGUUGCAGACUAAUAAAGAAACUUCACUACGUAAGCAAAAGGAUCGGGCUUGUAAAACAAGGCAUAGAUUAUUUGAGACUGACUAUGAAAAAGAAAUUAGACGUCACAAAGAUAAAGAGCGGCAGGAACAAAGACGAUUACUUCAACUGUAGA
Molecule: messenger RNA, 1573 nt
Organism: Amphimedon queenslandica
Lineage: Eukaryota; Metazoa; Porifera; Demospongiae; Haplosclerida; Niphatidae
Product: trichohyalin-like
Exons: 4
Coding region: 526-1572 (348 amino acids)
Source: RefSeq, a predicted model, not a curated record